CUCUCUCUCUCAAUGCUGUGCCAACUCCUCCAGCUUUACAAAUAUGAUAAGACCAAAGCUGCAAGAACUCUUCCAGCACUAUGGUAAUGGUUAACCAGAUAAUUCAUUUUUGGGUGGGACUAGAAAACAGUCAGAAGUUAUUCUGUCUUCUUUUCUGUGCUAGCCUGUCUUAAAUUAGUUGAAUUCGUUCAUACAGUAGCAGGACUCAGAAUGGAGGAGACAUUGCAACCAGAGAAGCAGGAGUCGGAAUAUAAAAAUCAGAAUGAGGACCAAGGUGGGAUCUGUCGCCGAUUGCGAGACAGGGAUCUUCUCAGGAAGAGGAAGGCUGAAGCAGAAGAGAAUGAGACUAACCAGUGGGUUUUUGGGGUGGAGAGCCAGAGGAAAAGACCCAGGACUGAGAGUGGCAUAAAGAGGAGAGGGAGGCCCAAGAAGAGUGAGCCCACGCCCAAGAUAUCUGUCAUUCAGGAGGAGCCAGCAGUGCCUCAGGGAGCUCCUUCAGUGGUGGUGGUGCCUGAACCUGCUGAGGUCAUCCCAGAUCAAACACCAGGCUCUCUAUCUCCCUUACUUGCUCCGGAAUCAGAACCAUCAUCUGUCCUUGCUGCCCCUGCACCUCUGCCAGUGCUUGGAUCCAUCCAAAGCCCUGUCUUUGCUCCUGAUCUGACUUCUCCAUCUCAAAUUUAUCCGACUCCAGUCCUUUUUUCACCUUCAGCUCCUGCUCCAUCUCCCGCCAAAGCCCUAGAUACGGCUCCAAGCGUUGUCCAAGAUUCGGCUCCAGCUCCAGAAGCUGUCCCAGUCCCAGCCCUGACCCAAGCCCCUGUUCCAGCUGCAGCUCCUCCCCAAGUGGAGACCUUCUUCACAGAGUCACAAGGCAGGGAGGCUCUGAACCUGAUUGAGGACUUGGGCCCAGAUGAGGAGGAAGACAUCUCUCCAUCUCAGGGCAAAAGAUCUGAUGAAGAUUUGAUUGAGACACCGUCGAUCACUGUACCUGAACAAAACAAAAUGUUCUCAAUUCCAACGAUGUCCUUGACGCCUCCUCCACAAAAAUAUUUUCCAGGAAAUUUAUUCUAAUUUUCUAAAACACAUUUCUCAGAUACUGCCUCGGCUCAGAAUACAACCAUUUAGUUUGUAUCUGAGUAUUAUUUUAGUUAGUGUGCAGCCUGUUGGUUGAAGAGAACCAACAUAUUGAGCAUAUGCAUUGCUUAUUUGACAACUGAAUGAAUUCAAACCAAACCUGUUUGUAUUCUUAUUUAUUCUGGUUUGUGCUUCACUUCGAAGCUCACAAAUUCUAUUUUGCAUUUAGUAAACAGCAAAUUCUGCUUGCUUUUAUUUAAUAGUAAAUGGUAUAAAUCACUGGUAAGGAUGUAUUUGUAAUUAUGGGUUUAUUUGAAUUUUGUAAAAGUUGUUUUUCACCUAAUAAAAUACACUGCUUACCAUCCUCUGA
This is a messenger RNA of Sander lucioperca (pikeperch), 1441 nucleotides long. RefSeq names its product hemogen (gene hemgn). Bases 211 to 1068 code for a protein of 285 amino acids. The record is from RefSeq and is a predicted model, not a curated record. The transcript has 4 exons. Lineage: Eukaryota; Metazoa; Chordata; Actinopteri; Perciformes; Percidae.